AUGAAAUCCCGCGUCAAUCACACCGACAGCUCCUCGAUCAAAUCGGUCAGCUCUGAAGAUGUCAGCACUCAGCAGAACUAUCAUGGCAACAUGUGUUGCAGUGCGGAAGCAAAAAACCCCGCAUUCAAACGGGGCCGACAGCUGCAACAGAUGCAGAUGAUCAUUCUCCCCUUCAUACCGAUACUGGCCCUGAUUGUGCAAACUUCGUACGAGAUGAUCGAGAUCGUGAGCUAUCGAAUGGAGGUGACCGAGAUCGAGAAUCAGGUUACCAUGGCGACGGACCUUGGAAAGGUAGUGACACGCCUGCAACAGGAACGGUCCGAUGUGGCAUUCUACAUCUACACGAACGGUAUUGCUUUGCGGAGAAAUUUGAGCGACACGUUCUUUGAAACGGAUCUCGCACUGGAUAACAUGUCGUCCUGGCCAGACAUUUCGAUACGCACAAUACAACCGAACAAUGGAGAGGUUACUUGGUUGAACAUGAGCGAAUUUCGUGAAACGCUACAAGAAUUCCGAGCGAACAUCAGCACAGAGGACAGCACUGUGCCACAGAUUUUGCGCUGGUACACAACGGCCAACGCUGCCCUGCUGGAGCAUCUUACCAACCAGAUAAAGGAUGCUAAUAAGAGCGGAGUUUGGCGAUUCCUGCUCAGCUUUAAGAACCUUCUUCGUAGCAUCGAGAGUCUGGACAUCUCGUCGGUGUACGGUAUAAAUUACUAUGGCCGUGGAUAUCUCAAGCCGGAUUCCUACAUCAAGUACGUGCAGCACGAUAUUCUCGGGAGGGAUCUGCUGAACGGCUCUCUGCAUUUUGUACCAUCGCUGAAAGUAAUCUACCGGAACAUAACUCUUACGAUGCGAAGCUACGGCAACAUCACCCAGUGGAGCAAAACUAUCCAGAAGAAUUUGCGGCGCGAAGGAAAUGUGGCCGACGCACGCUCCUACUACGAGUCCAUGGCCUACUACAUCGACGAACUGCGGAAGCUGCAGAGAGCAUUGCGAUCGAUCAUACGCAACGAGGUUCAGAAGGUGCUCCAGUCGGCAGACAAUAUGGAAACAUUCGGCAUCGCUAUCCUCGUGGUCGUCCUUAUUGUGUCCCCAAUCAUCAUCAUACUGGUACGGAAUGCGGCGGCCACCAUACAGCUGUACGCCAUUAAUCUGGCUCACAAGGCGAAGGAGCUGAAACGCGAGAAGCGCAAAUCCGACUCGUUGCUGUUCCAGAUGCUGCCCCCGACGGUGGCCACUCAGCUCAAGCAAGCCCAAACGGUCCCGGCGGAAUACUACUCGGCAGUGACGAUAUUUUUCAGCGAUAUCGUUGGCUUUACCGAAAUUGCUGCAGAAUGUACACCGUUGGAGGUGGUCUCGUUCCUGAAUGCCAUCUACCGGAUGUUCGACGAGCGUAUUGAGUGUUACGAUGUGUACAAAAUCGAAACCAUCGGCGACUCCUACAUGGUGGCUUCCGGAUUGCCGGUGAAAAACGGUGGUAGCUUCUACUUCACAGGUAACAAACAUGUGGCGGAAAUAGCAACAAUGGCAUUGGAUCUAUUGGAUGCUUCCGGGUACUUCAGCAUCCCACAUAAAGCCAACGAACCGGUACAAAUACGCUGCGGUAUCCAUACAGGACCGGUAGUAGCCGGUAUCGUUGGUACUAAGAUGCCGAGAUACUGUCUGUUCGGUGAUACGGUGAAUACUGCCUCCCGCAUGGAAUCUACCGGUGAAGCAUUAAAAAUUCACAUUUCUGCCGAAAUGAACGAAGCACUGGUCAAGGUGGGAGGAUUCAAGACGGAACAUCGUGGAUUGAUCGAUGUGAAAGGUAAAGGGUUGAUGGACACAUACUGGUUGACCUGCAAGGAGGGUGCAACGCCGAACAAUAGUCAUGGCGAGGUGGCUUGGUUUGCAGAUAUGAAACCGGUGUAUUUAAAAAUAGUUUAA
Molecule: messenger RNA, 1929 nt
Organism: Anopheles moucheti
Lineage: Eukaryota; Metazoa; Arthropoda; Insecta; Diptera; Culicidae
Exons: 7
Coding region: 1-1929 (642 amino acids)
Biological process (GO): cGMP biosynthetic process; receptor guanylyl cyclase signaling pathway; intracellular signal transduction
Molecular function (GO): peptide receptor activity; guanylate cyclase activity
Source: RefSeq, a predicted model, not a curated record